GAGCGAAUAACUUCAGUUAUAGAGCAUAUGAUUCGUAAACCUGCGAUAGAGGAGAUUAGCCUUGUCCAAAAUGGCCAUCUUUGUGGUUACCACGUCAUCUGGAAAGCCUGACAAGGGUACCAUGAGAAAGAUACGCAGUCAUGCGAUGCGUGGCAGGAAUACACGCGCAGAUAGACUAGCUCGGGCUCGAGCGCGAAUGAACCCCGAUACAAGCCUACUCCAUACAAUGGAUACUGACAGUAGUGCAUCAGUACAAAGGACCAUUUCCACGGCAGAAACACGUAAGAACCAGAAGCACGGCAAGGAUAAUCUGUCAACAAUGAGUAUUCCGCGAAAGCUAGCGCCAGAGCUUUUAUUACAGCGAUCAGAAAUCGAAAUGAAACCGUAUAUGCUGGAGUUGAUAUAUCAAGGGCUUUCACGACGGCAAAACCUUGUCGAUAUGCUAUAGACAUGAAGGUCGCUCAUGAAUCCGAGUCUCACAUCUUCAGCCUCAGCGACAUGCACACGCACGAGCAGCAUCUAGCUUUGGAGACAUCGAAACUGCGAGGAAG
Fusarium redolens is the source of this 551-nucleotide messenger RNA. RefSeq lists its product as uncharacterized. The coding region runs from base 71 to 448 and encodes 125 amino acids. The record is from RefSeq and is a predicted model, not a curated record. The transcript has 3 exons. Lineage: Eukaryota; Fungi; Ascomycota; Sordariomycetes; Hypocreales; Nectriaceae.